Anguilla anguilla (European eel) is the source of this 1431-nucleotide messenger RNA. RefSeq names its product proline rich transmembrane protein 1B. The transcript has 4 exons. NCBI's taxonomy places the organism in Eukaryota, Metazoa, Chordata, Actinopteri, Anguilliformes, Anguillidae. The record is from RefSeq and is a predicted model, not a curated record. Bases 236 to 955 code for a protein of 239 amino acids. Gene Ontology annotation, cellular component: membrane.
ACCUGUUUUACAGACAGGAAGCUACAAGCCACUGCCAUUUCAGACAGUCGUAGAAACUAAUUUUUUAAAUCGUGUUUGUCCGUGUCUCAGCCUGCUUAGGCAUAAAUUCGACCAGGAAUUAUCUGUGGAUUAUUUUUUGUAAACCUUCCAAAUGAUCAUCUGACUCUAGUCCUUUAAUUGCGUUCUUCCUUUCUUUUUUGAUUGGACUCUGCUCCCUCAACUGGCCUAUGUAAAAAUGGACUCAGGUGGUUCCCCAGUUAGUCUACCAAUAAACCCUAAUCAACACUAUCACAGCAUUGGGGAUGCAGGAGCACCAGAGGGACAGGAGGAUAGAUACUUGGCUGUCCACCCAGCAGACCACGUCCCCCAUCCAGCACACACCCCCGGGGUUCGUGGAGCCUGUCCUGGUGACGUAGCUACGGUUGCUGCUACAGAUGGGACCUCGACAGCUGCCCAACUGCAGGGCCCCACGAAUCCUCCUCAGAACAGUCUCCCACACUUCACAGAAGAUCCCCCACCCUACUCCACAAUUGAUCCCAAAAUGGCAUAUCUCAUUUAUCAACCCACAUCGCCCCACCACCCAGGACAGCCAGCCAUCGCCUACCAGCCAGGACCCGACCACCCAGCCUUUUACCAGUCACAAUUCAUGCCCUCUCCAAACUGCACCCCUUACACAAUUUACAUGACCAGUCGUCCACCAGACCAGGAGCAGAUGUCCCUGCCUAAGGACUACCUGGUGGAGUCCCUGCUGGUCACCAUCUUCUGCUGCCUGAUGAGCGGGCUCAUCGCUCUCAUGUACUCUUAUGAGGCACGUGCUGCCCUGGCCCGUGGGGAUCUCAGAGAGGGGGAGAGGGCGUCCCAGAGGGCCCGGCUGCUGGUACUGUUCAGCCUGCUGUUCGGGGUCUUUGUGUGUGUGGCCUGGAUCAUAUAUGUGGUGGUGGCCCUCUGUGCCUAGUGAUGCCGAAGGGGAUGUUUGCCCAUCCAAAGUCCAGCGGGGGUCUCUACGCACCUGGUUUUAACCGUCAUCACAGUACCAUACUCACAAAUUCCCAGUCUAUUCAUCUUCAUACAUAUAGACCAAUAGGAAUACUGUAGUUCACGUGAAAACAUGCUGGGGUGUCUGAUAACUUGUAAAAUGUUUUACCUGGUUACCUACCUAACUAUAUAAAUAAAGAUAUACAGCAUAUGCACUGCCAGAGUCUUAAGAAGAAUAAAACCAACCAAGUAAAACCUCCCACCUAAUUGAAAUCAUAAAUAUUAAGCAUGUAUUGUGGGGAACAAUGGUUUAGGUGGUCACAAAAAACAAAAGGAUGGAUUUUUUGACAUGUCUCUUUUGAAGUAUAUGCACUUGGCACUUGAAAUGUACUCCAGAAUUUUAGCACUUUUGGUCAACUGCGUUUUUGUUCUUUUUAAAUAAAUGAUGACCAGCAC